Camellia sinensis is the source of this 843-nucleotide messenger RNA. The record is from RefSeq and is a predicted model, not a curated record. Lineage: Eukaryota; Viridiplantae; Streptophyta; Magnoliopsida; Ericales; Theaceae.
AUGGCAGAAAAAGCAGUGAGUUCUGUUAUUCAAUAUUUGGCACCGUUGUUAACUGGAGAAGUAGAGUUGUUAAAGGGUGUCCGCAAGGAAAUUAUCAAUAUCAAAGUUGAAUUGGAGCGCAAACAAGCUUUCUUAGAAGAUGUAGAAUCAAGAGAAGAAAAGGGAGAUAAAGGGGUGAAAACAUGGGUUACUCGAACGAUCACGAAGCUAAAGUCACGACAUGAGAUAGCUUCUCAAAUCCAAGACAUCAAGACUACAAUCCGUGAGAUCCAGGAAGGAGCUGUUCGAUAUGGAUUAAGUACUAGUACUUCCUCAGAACAUAGCAGCACCGGCACUAGCAGCAUCACCAAGGACAACAUGUGGAGUGACCCUCGUCUGGCUUCCCUUUUCAUAGGGAAUGACGAAGUAUUUGGCAUUGAAUCUCCCAAAUAUGAACUGACAAGCAGAUUGGUGACCAAAAUCAAUCACAACGAGCAUAAAGGCAGUAGGGUAAUCAUCACCACACGCAACAGGCAGGUUGUUGGUUUUUGCAAAGAAACUUUAGUGGAUCAUGUCCAUGAGCAUCAACCCUUAUCUGAAGAGAAGGCUUGGGAACUCUUUUGCAAGAAAGCCUUCCAAUUGGACUUUGGGGGUCAUUGUCCCCUUGAGUUGAAGGAAAUAUCACAUGAAAUUGUUAGAAAGUGUGAAGGAUUGCCACUUGCAAUUGUGGCAAUAGGUGGUCUCUUGUCCACCAAAGACAAGGUUAUAUCUGAAUGGCAGAAAUUCUAUGGUAGCAUGGGCACUGAGUUAGAAAGGAAUCCUAAUCUUACAAACAUCAGACAAAAUUUUGUUGUUCAGUUAUAA